AUGAUACACCACGGGUUGUUCUACCAAAAGGAUGAUAUACCACGGGUUGUUCUACAAAAGGAUGAUACACCACAAGUUGUUCUACAAAAGGAUGAUAUACCACGGAUUGUUCUACAAAAGAAUGAUACACCACAAGUUGUUCUACAAAAGGAUGAUAUACCACGGGUUGUUCUACAAAAGAAUGAUACACCACAAGUUGUUCUACAAAAGGAUGAUAUACCACGGGUUGUUCUACAAAAGGAUGAUAUACCACGGGUUGUUCUACAAAGGGAUGAUAUACCACGGAUUGUUCUACAAAAGAAUGAUACACCACAAGUUGUUCUACAAAAGGAUGAUAUACCACGGGUUGUUCUACAAAAGAAUGAUACACCACAAGUUGUUCUACAAAAGGAUGAUAUACCACGGGUUGUUCUACAAAAGGAUGAUAUACCACGGGUUGUUGAUGAUACACCACUGGGUGUUCUACAAAAGGAUGAUACACAUCGGGUUGUUGUACAAAAGGAUGAUAUACCACGGGGUGUUCUACAAAAGGAUGAUAUACCACGGGUUGUUCUACAAAAGGAUGAUACACCACGGGGUGUUCUAGGAGAGGAUGGUAUACCACGGGUUGUUCUACAAAAGGAUGAUAUACCACGGGUUGUUCUACAAAAGGAUGAUACACCACAAGUUGUUCUACAAAAGGAUGAUAUACCACGGGUUGUUCUACAAAAGGAUGAUACACCACAAGUUGUUCUACAAAAGAAUGAUACACCACAAGUUGUUCUACAAAAGGAUGAUAUACCACGGGUUGUUCUACAAAAGAAUGAUACACCACAAGUUGUUCUACAAAAGGAUGAUAUACCACGGGUUGUUGUACAAAAGGAUGAUAUACCACGGGUUGUUCUACAAAGGGAUGAUACACCACGGGUUGUUCUACAAAGGGAUGAUAUACCACGGGUUGUUCUACAAAAGGAUGAUAUACCACGGGUUGUUCUACAAAAGGAUGACAUACCACGGGUUGUUGUACAAAAGGAUGAUAUACCACGUGUUGUUCUACAAAGGGAUGAUAUACCACGGGUUGUUGUACAAAAGGAUGAUAUACCACGGGUUGUUGUACAAAAGGAUGAUAUACCACGUGUUGUUCUACAAAGGGAUGAUAUACCACGGGUUGUUGUACAAAAGGAUGAUAUACCACGGGUUGUUCUACAAAGGGAUGAUACACCACGGGUUGUUCUACAAAGGGAUGAUAUACCACGGGUUGUUCUACAAAAGGAUGAUAUAACACGGGUUGUUCUAGGAGAGGAUGGUAUACCACGGGUUGUUCUACAAAAGGAUGAUAUACCACGGGUUGUUCUACAAAAGGAUGACAUACCACGAGUUGUUCUACAAAAGGAUGAUUUGUAG
This is a messenger RNA of Ylistrum balloti, 1383 nucleotides long. Its product is annotated as eukaryotic translation initiation factor 3 subunit A-like. The record is from RefSeq and is a predicted model, not a curated record. NCBI's taxonomy places the organism in Eukaryota, Metazoa, Mollusca, Bivalvia, Pectinida, Pectinidae. The transcript has 2 exons. The coding region runs from base 1 to 1383 and encodes 460 amino acids.